AUGGUGGUUACCAGGCGACUAAUCGCCUUUUUGGCGUUCAUUGUGAUAUGUGCCGCAGAUACUGACUUGGUUGAAGGACCCAUUGAUGUCAAGAAUUCGCUGCAACCUGAAUCACAACCCGAUGCAGAAGGAAGUGGAUUAAUUCGGAUUAUAAGGGGUAGUUGCUGUGGUGGUGGCUACGGAGGUCGCGGUUUUGGAAGAGGUGGUGGAUAUGGAGGUGGAUAUGGUGGCGGAUAUGGUGGCGGAUAUGGCGGCGGAUUUGGUGGUGGCGGCGGUUUUGGGGGUGGAUUUGGUGGUGGAUUCGGUGGUGGAUUUGGCGGUGGAUUUGGUGGUGGAAGAGGAGGAUACGGACGUAGAGGAGGCUAUUGUUGCGGCUAA
This is a messenger RNA of Hermetia illucens (black soldier fly), 378 nucleotides long. RefSeq names its product glycine-rich protein 23-like. The transcript has a single exon. NCBI's taxonomy places the organism in Eukaryota, Metazoa, Arthropoda, Insecta, Diptera, Stratiomyidae. Bases 1 to 378 code for a protein of 125 amino acids. The record is from RefSeq and is a predicted model, not a curated record.